CACGAGGAUCCUGCCUGCGGGACCCUCCACUUUGUUGGCAUCGCAGCAAGCAGCGGCGCGGUACGGUCGCGUACGGGGACGGGAAUACGGGAUGCGAUCCAAUCGGAGUGUUCCAGUCCAGCGAGCGCACGGCCGCGCGACAAGCCUUGCUCGGCGCGGAGGAGGCAGGUGCCAACUGUGCGUGAAUGAGGCACGAUCUGACAGCCGCUGGACGUGAGAUUUCCGGACAGGAGAACCGCGCUGCCACACCCCCCCGCACGGCCCCUGCGGCGCGAUGCGCUAUCCAUCCAUGGCCACGAUCCGUCCGUGCCAUGCCGAUCCCGCCUGCGGCUCAGCAGCGACUCCACGGGCCACGGCCGCGGGGGGGAUUCACCGCAUCGCGAUCUCCGAUCCGAUCCGAUCCCGCCCGAUCCUCGCGCCAUCUUUUCUUUUUUUUUCUUCUUCUAUAGUGUGUAGAUAGUGUGCAUAUAAAUAUACCCACACUGUUCCUCCGGUGAUUGCAUCGUUGGCAGCGCCAUUCAUCCAUUUGUCUUUUUGAUUUGUUUUGACCUGAGGGCAAGGCAGGGCAGAACAGAGAGCAUUCGUCUCGAUCAACCAGAUCUCGAUCAAUGGAGGUGGCGGGGGCUUGCUGCCACGCCGGCGAGGAGAGGAAGGUGGCUGUGCCUAUCGGCAACGAUGCGGAGGUGGAGCCAUGCGUCAUCGCCGUGGACGACAGCUCCGUCGACCGCGCCAUCGUCACCGCGCUCCUCCGGCGCUCCAAGUACAGAGUCACUGCGGUUGACAGCGGGAAGAGGGCGCUGGAGAUACUGGGCUCGGAGCCGAAUGUGAGCAUGAUCAUCACAGACUACUGGAUGCCAGAGAUGACCGGCUACGACCUGCUCAAAAAGGUCAAGGAGUCUUCGAAGCUGAAGCGGAUCCCAGUGGUGAUCAUGUCCUCAGAGAACGUGCCCACCAGAAUCACCAGAUGCCUUGAGGAAGGCGCGGAGGACUUCCUGCUGAAGCCGGUCAGGCCGUCCGACAUCUCCCGCAUAACAACCAGGAUGCUGCUACACUGAACUUCUUUCACCAGUGGCCACCCAAGCCAGGCGUAGUGUUUUCAAUUCAAGUCACAGUAGAGGUAUAGGAACGGAGUCAAUUUAGGGUAGCAAUUAGCCGCAGGAAGUUUGAUGUAAUGUGGCCUUUCAUUCAUUAGUGCUUCGAGCUUUCUUUGGCGUCUUACUCGAUCAAGAACAGGCAGGGAUUAGUUGUAGGGUUCCAGUUCCAGAAGUAGCGACUUUGUUGUCUUAAGUAUAACGAAUCGUGAAAGUGUAAAUCACUGCACGAAUCAUUCUGUUAAAGAGGAACAUUACAAUUUACAUUGGCUUA
Messenger RNA from Zea mays, 1365 nucleotides. RefSeq names its product two-component response regulator ARR3. Gene Ontology annotation, biological process: phosphorelay signal transduction system; cytokinin-activated signaling pathway. Lineage: Eukaryota; Viridiplantae; Streptophyta; Magnoliopsida; Poales; Poaceae. The record is from RefSeq and is marked validated. The transcript is spliced from 5 exons. The coding region runs from base 609 to 1055 and encodes 148 amino acids.